GCCGCGUGAAACAUUACAAUUACCUGACAUUACAUCCUCUGCCACAGGACAGAGUCAGCCUUGUCUGUUCUAUUGAGUUUUCCACGAAGUUUGAACGAUGUGAAACGCACACAUUCCUCCCAGACUCCUAAAGCAACGAUUCUUGCUUCUUCUUCAAUCUGCUGACUACCCCCGGAAUCUCCGAGGAGAAUUCCGGUCUUCUCCGAUCCAAUUCCCGCCAUGUCGGCUUCGAAACCUCUCCGGACGAGGAGCCUUCCCCUGCCCCUCCUCUGUUCCCUCCUCUGUUUCUUCUCUGUCCUCAGAGGGGAGGAUCAGGGGGAGCGCCAAAUUCUCCUGAACCUGACCUCCACUCUCGAGUCCUCGAACCCGAACUUGUUCUCCUCCUGGGCCAACAACAAGCCGCUGUGCGAAUUCUCAGGAGUCACGUGUAACGUGAAUGGAUCGGUCCGGGAAAUCGAUCUCUCCAAUCAACAGCUGAGAGGGCUGCUUUCGAUAGAAUCGGUGUGCAGGCUCCAGUCCCUCGAGAAGCUAGCUCUCGGGUACAAUUCACUUCGCGGUUCUGUGUCCACCGAGCUGAGGGACUGCGUCAAGUUACAGUACUUGGACCUGGGCAACAACUUCUUCUCCGGACCCUUCCCGGACAUAUCCUCUCUCAGCGGAUUGCGAUACUUGUACUUGAAUGGAAGCGGGUUCUCCGGCUCUUUCCCCUGGGUUUCGCUCAGGAACGUGUCCGACCUCGUGGUUCUGAGCAUCGGAGACAACCCCUUCGAUAAAACUCCAUUUCCAAAAGAAAUUCUAGGCCUUCUCAAUUUGAAUUGGAUUUACAUGUCGAAUUGCAGCAUCGAAGGGGAAAUACCGUCCGCAAUUGGAGGCCUGAAGAACCUCGGAAGCUUAGAGCUCUCGGAGAAUUACUUGACGGGUGCAAUUCCGCCUGAGAUUGUGAAUCUAGACAAUCUGUGGCGGCUUGAGCUCUACGGCAAUGGAUUGACUGGUAAAAUACCAGUUGGUUUUGGGAAUUUGACCAAGCUCGAGUACUUCGAUGCAUCAAUGAACAGCCUUGAAGGUGACUUGUCCGAAUUGAGAUCCUUGGAGAAUUUGAUUUCUCUACAGCUGUUCAUGAACAAUUUCUCCGGUGAGGUGCCUCAAGAGCUCGGAGAAUUCAAGAAACUUACCAACGUUUCUCUCUACCAGAAUAGAUUGACAGGUACCCUGCCCCAGAGCCUCGGCUCUUGGGCGGAGUUCAUCUACCUUGACGUAUCUGAGAAUUUCUUGACGGGCCCGAUACCACCUGACAUGUGCAAGCAGGGGACGAUGAAGGAGCUCCUGAUGCUCCAGAACAACUUCUCAGAUGAGAUUCCGGAGAGCUAUGCAAGGUGCACGAGCCUGACCCGGUUCCGGGUAAGCAACAACAGCCUCUCAGGCACUGUUCCAUCCGGGAUCUGGGGCCUCCCGCAUGUGAACAUUAUCGACAUUGAAUUGAAUCAGCUCGUGGGGCCCAUUACUUCUGACAUAGCAAAUGCCAAGGCUUUGGGGGAAUUACGAAUUGGUAACAAUCAGUUGUCUGGUGAAUUGCCGCCAGAGAUUGCGAAGACCGAGUCUUUAGUCACGAUAGACCUGAGGAACAACCGAAUCUCGGGCAAAAUCCCUGAUGCUAUCGGGGACUUGAAGAAGCUAAGCACGCUUCAUUUGCAGAACAAUCUGUUGAGUGGUUCAAUUCCUGAGUCAAUUGGCUCCUGUGUGAAGCUGAGUGACCUUAAUAUUGCUCGGAACUCGCUUUCGGGCAAAAUUCCAUCUUCAUUGGGGAACUUGCCGACUCUCUACUCCCUCAACUUGUCUAACAACAGGCUCUCCGGUCAAAUCCCAUCCUCAUUAUCCUCUCUUCGACUUAGCCUCCUCGAUCUCUCAAACAACCUUCUCUCAGGCCCUAUCCCGCAAUCCCUCUCCGUCGACGCAUACAAUGGAAGUUUCGCUGGCAAUCCUGGGGUUUGUAGUUCCAUCAUUGGACUUGGAUCCUUCCCAAAGUGUUCCUCAAACUCAGGCAUAUCGAAAGAUGUGAUGGCCCUUAUAGUUUGCUUCGCCCUAAGUAUAGUACUACUGCUUGGCUUGCUUGUAAUAUUCUUGUACCAGCAUAAGAGAGGGAAGUCCCACGAACGGUCAUUGAAGGACGGAUCAUGGGAUGUGAGGUCGUUCCAUGUGCUGACCUUCACCGAGGAUGAGAUAUUGGACUCAAUCAAGCAAGAGAAUCUCAUCGGGAAGGGCGGAUCAGGGAAUGUCUAUAAGGUUGUCCUUUCGAGUGGGAAAGAACUCGCUGUAAAGCACAUAUGGAACUCGGCGGAGCCUCUCCAGCCAAAGAAGGUUCAGAGCACAAGCCCAAUGCUUGGUGGCAAGCGGGCCCAGAAGUCCCGGGAAUUUGAUGCUGAGGUCCAAACCUUGAGCUCCAUAAGGCAUGUCAAUGUGGUGAAGUUGUACUGCAGCAUCACGAGCGAGGACUCAAGCUUGUUGGUGUACGAGUACCUGCCAAAUGGGAGCCUGUGGGACAAGCUCCAUACAGGCUCAAAGGCUGGGCAACUUGACUGGAACACAAGGUAUGAGAUUGGGCUCGGGGCUGCCAGGGGGCUUGAGUACCUCCAUCACGGGUGCGAGCAGCCUGUUAUCCACAGGGAUGUGAAAUCGAGCAAUAUUCUGCUGGACGAGUUCCUCAAGCCCCGAAUAGCUGAUUUUGGGCUUGCAAAGGUCGUUCAGACCGGUAGAGGUGGAGAUUUCACGCGUGUUGUUGCAGGAACACACGGGUACAUUGCUCCGGAAUAUGGAUACACUUGCAAGGUAGACGAGAAGAGUGACGUAUACAGCUUUGGGGUGGUGUUGAUGGAGCUGGUAACUGGAAAGGGGCCUAUAGAGCCCGAGUUCGGGGAGAACAAGGACAUAGUGAACUGGAUCUCAGCCAAGUUGAAGAACAGAGAGAACAGUGUCCUCGACCUGGUGGACCCUAAAAUCCCGGGAGUCCUACGAGAAGAGGCAGUGAGGGUGCUGAGAAUUGCGGUGAUCUGCACGGAGAGGCUGCCCGCUCUGAGGCCUACAAUGAGGAGCGUCGUUCAGAUGCUGGAGGAUGCCGAGCCCUGCAUGUUGGGUGAGGUUGUCAUCGAGAAAGUUUCGGGAAUGAGUAGGGCGAGUUCUGUGAAGGAAAGCAGCGAUAGUUGAAGAAUUAUUCUUGAUUCCGAGCAACCUUAAGCUCCGAUAGUAUGACAGUAAUAUGGCAGCACGGUAUGAUAGAACACAACAAGAAGGCUGCAGCAAUUGGGACAAGCUGGGAAUAGAGAAUAUCCAGGAUCAGGAAUUGUUCGUUUUGGCCAGUUUCAAAUCAAGAAGAAUAGAAAUGGUAGGAUUCCGGAAUCCUGGUGCGGGUAAAAAUUUUAAGAUAUGAAUUCGGCAUUCAUUAGGCCGAACACCAAAGUGGUUGUAAGUUGCAAUGUAUGUAUAUGAUAGCUUAGAGUUAUGGAUUCGAAAAUAGCUACGAUAAAUUGUAGCCAAGUCUGCCUGAUAAUAUGUAGUUGCUGCAAUGCUAGGCAUUUGUAACCAAACAUGCAAUCGCUGAUGUGCGGGAUCAGGUAGAGUUAGUUGUACAAGAUUGAGGCCUAUGCUUGGCCAUCGAAUUGAUGAUUAUGAAGCUCGUACUGUCGACAUAUAUGAACCUAUUUCCAAUAA
Molecule: messenger RNA, 3702 nt
Organism: Punica granatum (pomegranate)
Lineage: Eukaryota; Viridiplantae; Streptophyta; Magnoliopsida; Myrtales; Lythraceae
Source: RefSeq, a predicted model, not a curated record